AUUCCUGCCAUGGAGAAAUUUUUUAGAGAAAUGGCGGAUAGUUUGCAGCAUCUAAAACUGAUUAUUUACGGGGUUUAAGUUUUGGUUAUUUACAGUAAAGAUUUGCUUCCAUUAAACAUGGCCUGCGCUGUACUUCGUCUGGUAUCGAACGAACCGGUUUGUUUCUUCCUCCUCUCCAGUAAACCCUAAAGCGUGCUUGUGCAAUUUUCUUCAAAAUUGUCUUUCAGAAAACGGAUUAAGCACUUCAAAACACGAAAUAAUUUGCGAAUUCAGGAAAGCCCUUGAAGACGUUCAAACCAGAAGUCUCAGUCGAACUGAUUGCUCAAACCCUCAUACGUCAAAUCACCUUGCAACUUCUCCACCCAAAUCGCCAUUCGGGCCGCGUCAAGCUACUCCCUAUCCAUUAUCGUCGCGUGAUAACUUUGAACUUGAGAAAGCGUCGUCCUUCCGCAAAUUGCAGUCCAGCCGUUCCGGCCGAUAUAGCCGCGAUCCGGCAAACCAUGGCGGAGAAUGGAUUCCGGAAGGAGGAACUGGAAAAUGAACCCAUGCCUAUAGGAGAUGUUCAGAAGGAAGAAGAAGUGGAAGGCAAAGUAAAAGAGAUAGAGAUUGUGGCCAACGACAGAAAAGAGGGACCUGCUGUCUUCACAGAAUCAGAGGUACAGCCAGCACAAGAGAUGGAGGAGCUGAAGAACGAGGCUGACAUUAGAAACCCUUCUAAGUCUUUUCUAUUAGAUGCAAAUGAUGGUACAGGCGACGAAUCCGGAACAGAGGAGGAGCAAGCUGCUUUUAUGAAGGAGCUUGAGACUUUCCACAGAGAAAGAUGCUUAGACUUCAAGCCUCCAAAAUUUUAUCAAGAGCCAUUAAAUUGCCUCAAGUUGUGGAGAGCAGUUAUCCGACUUGGUGGUUAUGAACAGGUGACUUCGUUGAAGCUGUGGCGACAAGUUGGAGAAUCCUUUAGGCCGCCAAAGACCUGUACUACUGUUUCUUGGACAUUUCGAGGUUUUUACGAGAAGGCAUUAUUGGAAUAUGAAAAGUACAAAAUGCGUAGCGGUGAGCUACCUUUUACUGAUGCUUCCAUAUCAGAUCCUGCUUCUGGGAAUCAGGUAGAUCUAAUUCAUGCUUCAGGAUCAGGUAGAGCAAGAAGGGAUGCUGCCGCUCGUGCCAUGCAGGGAUGGCAUUCGCAGCGGCUUCUGAGUAAUGGUGAGGUUGGAGAUCCCAUCAUUAAGGAUAAGAACCAAAUGACAACACCGAAACGUGAAAAGCAAUUAAGAAACAUUGGUUUCCUCAAACGCAAGGGAUCAUCUCCUGGUGAGCAUGCUAUCAAGGUUGCACGUGUAGCAUCAAAAUCGCAACUGGAGAUCAUGGUUGUGGAUGUUGGUGUCCCUGCUGACUGGGUGAAGGUCAAUGUGCAGAGAAUGAAAGACUGCUAUGAAGUAUAUGCAUUAGUUCCUGGGCUUUUGCGUGAGGAGGUACGCGUACAGUCAGAUCCUGCAGGCCGUUUGGUUAUAUCUGGACAACCAGAACAGCAGGAUAACCCUUGGGGUGUCACUCCAUUCAAAAAGGUAGUCAGUUUACCUACUAGAAUUGAUCCUCAUCAGACAUCGGCUGUGGUGACCCUGCACGGGCAGCUAUUUGUUCGCGUGCCAUUUGAGCAAUCAGAUAUCUAGUACGUAGUUGCCUUUGUAAGCUGGAGGUCUUCAAAAGUAUCUUCUGGUGAUCUAUUGAGAAUGAAAUAGUUGUGUAGGGUUUGCAUAUGUUGAAUUUGAACUUAGCUGCCCUUGUUUACUGUGCAUUUUGGCGUUCAUUGAUGUGUAGUUUCUGUAUUAUAAUAAGUAUUUCAAUUGCUACAAAUUGGUUGGUGUUCUUUUAUUUUAAGGUUAAUUAGAAUCCCAAGUCUGGUCUAACGGGAGCAGUUUGGAAAAAAG
Molecule: messenger RNA, 1925 nt
Organism: Sesamum indicum (sesame)
Lineage: Eukaryota; Viridiplantae; Streptophyta; Magnoliopsida; Lamiales; Pedaliaceae
Product: AT-rich interactive domain-containing protein 3
Biological process (GO): regulation of transcription by RNA polymerase II
Cellular component (GO): nucleus
Molecular function (GO): DNA binding
Source: RefSeq, a predicted model, not a curated record